AUGUUAACACUACCAUUUGAUGAGUCUGUUGUAAUGUCAGAGUCCCAGAUGUGCCGAAAGUUUUCCAGAGAAAGCGAGGAUCCAAAGCAAAUCAAGAAGCCAGAAAGCUUUGGUAAGCAGAUUACACACCAAGGAAAAAGUAUUAAAAGACUGACUGUGGAAGAUACAGAAAAAGAGGAGGUAGAAGAUGACCGAGAGGAAGAGGAUGAAAAUGGUUUACCCAGGAGGAGGGGCCUCCGGAAAAAAAAGAUGACCAAGAUAAGAAUGGACAGGGUCAAAUUCAGGAGACAGGAAGCCAAUGCAAGAGAACGGAACAGAAUGCACGGCCUCAAUGACGCUCUGGACAGUUUAAGGAAAGUAGUACCUUGUUAUUCCAAAACACAAAAACUGUCUAAAAUAGAAACUUUGAGACUUGCAAAAAAUUAUAUAUGGGCUCUUUCUGAAAUCCUACGAAUUGGCAAGAGGCCUGAUCUGCUGACAUUUGUCCAAAACUUGUGCAAAGGUCUCUCCCAACCAACGACAAACUUGGUAGCGGGAUGCCUACAGCUGAACGCCCGAAGUUUCUUGAUGGGUCAGACUGGGGAAACUGCCCACCAUGCCAGAUCUCCUUAUACCACCUUCUACCCUCCCUAUCACAGCCCAGAGCUGAGCACCCCUCCAGGUCAUGGAACGCUUGACAAUUCCAAGUCCAUGAAACCCUACAAUUACUGCAGCGCUUAUGAGUCCUUCUAUGAAAGUCCUUCUCCCGAGUGUGCCAGCCCACAGUUUGAAGGUCCCUUAAGUCCUCCUCCAAUUAACUAUAAUGGGAUAUUUUCCCUCAAGCAAGAAGAAGCUUUGGACUAUGGUAAAAACUACAAUUAUGGCAUGCAUUAUUGUGCAGUGCCACCCAGGGGUCCCCUUGGGCAGAGUUCCGUAUUCAGGUUGCCUACCGAGAGCCACUUCCCUUACGACCUACAUCUGCGCAGCCAGUCACUCACCAUGCAAGAUGAAUUAAAUGCAGUUUUUCAUAAUUAA
Molecule: messenger RNA, 1014 nt
Organism: Eublepharis macularius
Lineage: Eukaryota; Metazoa; Chordata; Lepidosauria; Squamata; Eublepharidae
Gene: NEUROD6
Product: neuronal differentiation 6
Exons: 1
Coding region: 1-1014 (337 amino acids)
Biological process (GO): nervous system development; regulation of DNA-templated transcription
Molecular function (GO): protein dimerization activity
Source: RefSeq, a predicted model, not a curated record